AUGCACGCGACGGUUGUUUCCAUGGAGCCGGUUUGAGCUAACGUUAGUGGAAUAUCUCAAAUUCGCUUGUUGAGUCAUUUAUCUGCGUGCUGUCUCGCGGCUACACGACUUUCAGGAUGUCAGGAGGAAAAAACGUCGAGACUCUGUUUUCUUUUGAGCUGUUGGUGGAAAAUAUCCGAGUAGAGAAAGACACGAACGUCUCCGACCAGCUAGCUCUUGCUGUUCGACUGCUAGAUUUCCCAACAUUGCUAAUUUAUUCUCCCCAACAACAUGCAAGUGAUGACAUAAUCCAAGCCGGGCAGCAUGGACAACAUAUACGGGGAGAAUACGUCUUUUACAGAGGCAAGUCUUGUUUCUUCCUCAUGAACUUGAGCUCCCUGCACACACACCUGUCUAACACUCCUCUCUAUGUCAUGGUGCUGGAUGUGAAAGAGGAGAUUCCCAAAUUAAUCGGCUCCUCCUUGAUAUCAAUGGCUAAUGUGAUGGACAGGAUCAUGCAGGAUGUGGCCGAGCAUGGUGUUUCUGUUCCCUCAUCACAUGGAGAAAAGAGGCACGUCAGCAUGUGCAGCCUCACAGGGGAGAACAUUGGAUUCAUUUCCCUGAGUUAUAAACUUAUAAGUCUGGGGACUAACUUACUGCCACACACUGCAGACGGGAAGACUAUUGGAAACACGGGAGUACACGGAGGACAACAUGUGCAAGAAAGCACGGAGGAGAAAAACAUAUCGAGAGAAUCGCUUCCUCUUUCCCAUCUAUCCACACGAAACAAAGCACCAGCAAGUUCAAAAACCAGGAGAAGUGAUGACCAGCAAGAGGAUGCUGCUGUGUUUGUCGCCACCGAACGCAGCCUGAGAGCCCAGACCUCUCAAACACUCCCUGAAAAUGAAAAGGAGGAGGAUUUAAACAUAUUCUGCCCCCCACAACUUUACUACAGUAAGUUUGCAGAGGAAAAACACAUGAACACUAAAGGGGAUAACAAACAACUAAUUCUAGACUCUGAGGUGUUCACAAUUGAAGACUCAUGCUCUGAGGAUGAGCUGAUGGUUGGUCUAAGUGUCCCAAAACUGGACCACAGAGUGAGAUAUGAUACAAAACCCCCAAGAAACCAAGAAAAGAGUGAGGAGAGUCCUAGUGGCCUUGGGGAAACUUUACAACAGCUGCCUCUACUCAACGCUCUUCUUGUUGAACUCUCACAUUUAAAUGGUCAAAAUCCUCAGCAGCCCUUGCCCAUUCAUCCCAAUCUAGCAUGGAUUUACAGGUCUGCAUCCACAGAGCCUCCACAUUUAAGAAACUCACAUUCUCCAAAAGAAAAUUCUACCUCAACAGUUAAGCCCACAACUGUACAAAAAAAGGACAAACAAGUAGAGGGUUUGCAAAGCUCCAGUAAGUCUACCAGGAAGAAACUUGUUUUUGGAAGCACCAAAACAUUCAAUAUGAGGUUGAAACAAAUUUCUCCUCACAAAGUACAACGUGAAUGUAUUGAAUUAAUACAGAAUAAUAAACAGACGAGUGUGGCCAAAGUAAAGUCAAAGCCACAGGAUAAAUUGGUAAAGUCCAGCCAAAAGAAAUUCUCAAAUCUCAAUGAAAAUGUUGAGACAAUGAUGCAAAAUAUAAAAGUGGACUCAAUCACAAGAAGACAAAGAAGCCUGCAGGGGAAAUAUCAUGAUGGACAGGAAAGAGACUCUGAGAGAAUUUUAGAAAAACCUUCCCCUGCUGAGAGAAGAGACUUGACAUGUAUUCACAUUCCCAGCGUGGAUAGUGACAGCACUGCCCAAAACAAAGAGAAAAGUGAACAUCAGAGUGAAUCCAAUCAAUCACCGCCUGAAUCUGGCAGACACAGAGGGGAAUUUGAAUCCUUAGGAAGCAGCACACAAAGCAGCCGAAAGUCUUCAUUUUCAGACUCCAGUGAGAAAGGGAACGAGGAAGAGGACUACGCUGAUGACUUUAACAGUCUCAGUGAUGCCUACUCUCCUGACCCUGUGAGUAGUCCAGAUCCUUCUAGAGUAAACACUCCAAAGUCUCCUGUCUGCUCCGACUCCUGCAACCCGGACUCUGCUUCACUCCACAAGAGAGCUGUGUUCCCUGUGCCCCUCAAAACGUCCAGCUCUCCACAGCGGUCUCUGAGGGCCACACACAUCAUACGACCUCGAACUUGUGCCUCUCUCCUCAGCUUUUCCUCCGAUGCUGGUGACAGAGAUGAGUCGGCUUCCUUACAGACCAUAUGCUCCAGAAAGCAGGUGAUGGAGAGCAGCGGAGUGGAAAGAAGUGGAGUUGCUGACAGUUUCCUAUCAAGAAGUCAGAGGAGCGAGUCCAAAACCAGCAGUCCUGUUCGAGGAUUUUCCACAGGUUCUGUGUCUUCCCUUGAGCAACAGGAGGCAGAGGAGAUGAAGGAUGAGCUUGGAUCUUUGGAUAUUAGAAAAGAGUAUCAGCAUAUAUCUGAGCUAGUGGCCAGAAAACUCCCUGGUUACACCCUGUGAGAAAUGAAUGGCCAUUUAUAUUAAACUGAACUGUACAUCUCUCAUAAAUAUGUAAAUGUGCCUGUUUUACUUUGAGGUAUUAUGUAAUAAAGAAAAGCUCACUCAC
Solea senegalensis (Senegalese sole) is the source of this 2583-nucleotide messenger RNA. RefSeq names its product microtubule associated protein 10 (gene map10). The record is from RefSeq and is a predicted model, not a curated record. Gene Ontology annotation, cellular component: midbody; centrosome; mitotic spindle midzone. Gene Ontology annotation, molecular function: microtubule binding. Lineage: Eukaryota; Metazoa; Chordata; Actinopteri; Pleuronectiformes; Soleidae. Gene Ontology annotation, biological process: cytoplasmic microtubule organization; positive regulation of cytokinesis; mitotic spindle midzone assembly. The transcript has a single exon. Bases 117 to 2477 code for a protein of 786 amino acids.